Messenger RNA from Chelonus insularis, 2395 nucleotides. It is a transcript of the gene Pli, whose product is annotated as E3 ubiquitin-protein ligase pellino. Gene Ontology annotation, biological process: protein polyubiquitination; regulation of Toll signaling pathway. Gene Ontology annotation, molecular function: ubiquitin protein ligase activity; protein binding. The transcript has 7 exons. The record is from RefSeq and is a predicted model, not a curated record. Bases 845 to 2245 code for a protein of 466 amino acids. NCBI's taxonomy places the organism in Eukaryota, Metazoa, Arthropoda, Insecta, Hymenoptera, Braconidae.
CUUUAUGAGAAUAUACAAGUCGUUGCUUGUUGGCUUCAUCUCUCUUAUCUGCUUGUAAACUGACCAAUACAGACGAUUGGAAACAAUACAGACGAAUAGUAAAGCAGAAGAAGAAAAAUAAGAAGUAGGAGAGUGAUGGCAAGUGAUGGUUGUUGAUUGUUUGGUGUUGUGCUCCAAAAAAAAACGGCAUUAAUCUUGUCUCACUCAGCCAAUAACCUUUCAAAGUGACGCAUUAAAUGAACUUUUAAUCAAUAAUUCAAUUAAAUAUAUAAUUCUAUUAUAAAUAUUUAUUGAUGGACGAUAAAAUUUGUCCAGCGCAAUAUAAAACAAAAAAUGUGUCAGCAACGCAGACAAAGUUUGAGUGAUCAUCUGAGAAACUCUUGGACAGUUUAUCGUUUGUUAUUGAAAGCACAUCAAACAUCUAGCUCCUAUCUAACAUAAAUAUUAUAUUUAUAAACUGUAUAUAAACUUUAAAGUAAUUCAAAUUAGUGCGUUUGAAUAAAGUAAAUAUUAGUACAUUGUGUAUGAAUGUAAAUUAAUUUCUACUUAUUGAUUAUAUGAUCAAAUUAUUCUUGGUAUCUUAAGAAGUCAUGACAAUGUUUGCAAUUCUAUCGGAGCAAUAGGAAAGAAAUAUAUUAUAAUAGUAUCAAUUAUUAAGGAAAUAUUUAUAAAAAUUAAAUUUUUUCAAUUAAAAAUAUAUCAUUUGUUCGUUAUGUGCAGUGUUUUUAAUUUAUAAAACUAUUAGUAAUUAACAAAUACAUGUUUUUAUUUCUUAUUAGAAAUAAGUAUUAAAUAAUUCUCAGUAAUCAUUGAUUCCGACAAAAUUCAAAGAAAAAUUCACUUGAUGAAGAUUGUAGAAGAUACGCGCAGGAUGGUGAUUCGAUCCGAUGGAGACGGUACUGAAAGUCCAUUAGUAGAAGAAACUGACACAGCUGACUCUCCCCAUAGCCCAAACAGUAAACAUAACCACAGCCGUCCCUAUAUCAACCCUCAUGGAAGCCAUAGUCAUCAUCACGAUAAAUCUAAAGCCCCUACGAAAUACGGAGAAUUAGUCAUUUUAGGAUAUAAUGGAUUUUUACCACCCGGCGAUCGUGGAAGACGUCGCAGCAAAUUUGUAUUGUAUAAAAGGCCGGUUGCAAACGGAGUAAAACGGAGUAAACAUUAUGUAGUGAAGACACCACAUAAUUCGCAAGCUGUUUUGAAUGUUAAACAGCAUUCAAUCUCGUACACACUCUCCAGAACGCAAGCAGUCAUUGUAGAAUAUACUGAAGAUGAUACCACCGACAUGUUCCAAAUUGGACGAUCAUCUGAACCACCGAUAGACUUUGUAGUAAUGGACACAUACCCAGCGACAGAAAGUGGUCCUGGAAACGAAACUCGAAUGGCUCAAAGUACGAUAAGUAGAUUUGCUUGUCGAAUUUUAACAGACCGUGCUAAUCCUGCCAUUACAAGGAUCUACGCCGCGGGAUUUGACAGUUCGAGAAAUAUAUUCUUGGGGGAGAAAGCGACCAAGUGGCAAGAAAAUCGUGAGAUCGAUGGCCUGACGACUAAUGGGAUUUUGAUCAUGCAUCCACGAGGUCAAUUUUGCGGUGGUGAAGCUCAAUGUGGUUCAUGGAGGGAAAUAAGCGUAGGUGGUGGUGUAUUUUCUCUCCGUGAAAGCAGAAGCGCUCAGCAAAAAGGCAACGUCGUCGAAGAUGAAGACAAUAUCCUCAAGGACGGCACUUUAAUUGAUCUGUGCGGGGCAACGUUGCUAUGGAGAUCUGCCGAAGGAUUAGCAAAAUCACCGACAAAACAUGACUUAGAAGAAUUAGUAGACGCCAUAAAUGCUGGAAGACCUCAGUGUCCCGUUGGUUUGAAUACUCUCGUAAUACCAAGAAAAGCCGUAACAGAUUCAGCCCAACAACAACCUUACGUUUAUCUCAAGUGCGGUCAUGUUCAAGGCUACCAUGACUGGGGUCAAGAAAAGGAUAAAGCUACAAGACGUUGUCCUAUGUGCUUAGUCGUAGGACCUAUUGUGAAACUGUGUAUGGGUAUUGAACCUGCUUUUUACGUGGAUAGAGGUCCUCCGACUUAUGCAUUCAAUCCUUGUGGUCACAUGGCAACCGAGAAAACAGUAAAAUAUUGGGAAAAAGUCGCUAUCCCGCACGGUACAAACGGAUACAUUGCGAUAUGCCCAUUCUGUGCAGUUGCAUUGGAAGGAUCUCCCGGAUACGUGAAAUUAAUAUUUCAAGACAACGUUGACUAAAGAACAUUUUCUCAAUAGGACUGCAGACUAUAUACAUACAUAUAUAUAUAUAUAUAUUUAUAUAUAAAUAUAUAUACAUAAAUUUAGUGUAAACCAAUUCCUUUCAUUGUAAUUUUUUUAUACACUCCAUCUACUCCAAAUAAAAUAAUA